UUAAUUUUUAAAAUGCAGGGUAGCUAGUAAAAGGAUUAUGACCUGUUGGAUCAUAUAGUUUUUAGAGAGUAUAGUGAAAAAGUAAGAGAAAAGCAUAGGCAUAGACAUUAGAGUAGAAUAACUAUGGAGAUAAAGGAGAGAAUUAGUGAUUUGAUAUCUUAAUAGACUUAAUGAUUUUCAGAAGAGUGAGGUGGUGGUUUGUUUCGUUUGUUCAAAUGAUUCUCAGGGAGAAAUAGAACCAUGUCUGAUGGGUCUUUCUUCUUGUUUGUUUCCUUCUAUGAGUGUCUCUCUUUUCUAUGGUUUCAAAUUGCUACUUCUCUUUCCCCUUCUUGCAGAAGGCUGGAUUGAUGCGAGAGGAUGCAGCACGAGACCGCAUGAGAGAUCUUGGGUUUCAGGAGCGUGUCAUCACUCAGAGUAUUAAGGAAUUGCUCGAGGUCUAUGGUGAAGACCAAUGGUUUUUGAUUGAAGAUGAAAGCUAUGCUUCCCUCCUUUCUAUUUGUCUUGAAAAGCAAGAGAAAGUAAACCAACAACUGGCUGUGGUACAAGCCAACCAAUUGCCUGGGAAUCAAAAUGAAGAGAUGGCUGAGGAUCAGAACCAAGAAAUAGCUGGGAAAGAACAACCUAACCAACUGGUUCAAGAACAAGAAGAAGAAAAUGAGCAGGAGCAGGUGCAGGACAUGGAUGUUGAGCAUGAAAGAGACCAAGCUCAUGAGUUAUCAAUCACUAGCGAAGCAGUCAUGGACCCAUCAUCUGCAAAUGAGCAGGAGCUGGUGCAGGACAUGGAUGUUGAGCAUGGAAGAGACCAAGCUCAUGAGUUAUCAAUCACUAGCGAAGCAGUCAUAGACCCAUCAUCUGCAACUUUUCAUUUGGGAGAAGCAUCAGCAGAUUUUGCAUCAUGUCCUGUUGAAGGUGUCGAGAAUCUUCACUGUGGAUGGCUAAGUGAGGAGGAGGAAGAGACGGAUCCAAAGGAGAAGGAGACGGAACCAAAGGAGGAUAGUGAUGGUGAUGAUGAUGAGAUCAUUAGACUAACUCCAGAACCUCUUUGUGAAGAACUAAAAGAGCUUCUCAUGGAAGUACGUGGACAGAAGAGGAGGAGGAGAGAAACGAGGUGGGACAAGUAAAGGAAUCAUGAGCUCCUGUAAUUAGAAUUGAAAUACAUAUUAGGAAGCUAAGUAGUAACUACUAAACUCUAGCAAGUUAGUAUUGGGGGUAAACAGGUGAAAGGACCCAUCUUGGCAUCUUUGGGUGGGUCUUCUCGAGAUAUUAUUGGUUUUUAAUAUAAGUAAUUGAUGAACUUGAAAUGCAAAUUUUCUUUA
Camelina sativa (false flax) is the source of this 1316-nucleotide messenger RNA. RefSeq lists its product as uncharacterized. Lineage: Eukaryota; Viridiplantae; Streptophyta; Magnoliopsida; Brassicales; Brassicaceae. The record is from RefSeq and is a predicted model, not a curated record.